AUGAGCCGAUCGGUCUUGGCAAGGUCUACUACUGUUUUGAAGGCGUGCAGCCAGGGUGACCUGGGCCAGCUGAAGCUCAUGGCCAAACGCGGCGCCUUGCAGCAGAAGUGCCAGGCAGGGAACUCCCUGCUACAUGUGGGAGCACGCAGCGGCCAACUGGAGGUCGUUCAGUUUCUGCUGUCGAACCGGCAGGUGGAUGUGAACGUCCAGAACAAGAAUGGCUGGACACCGCUCAUGUGGACGGCCAUCACUGGUCAGGUGGAGCUGGCAGAAUUGCUGAUUCAGGCUGCCUCUGACAUCUACAAGAGAGAUGAGAAGGGCAUGACAGCGCUCAUGUGGGCGGCCAAGCACGGCCAUCAGGAGAUAGCCCGGCUCUUGCUGAAUGCCGGGGAGCACACGGGGCGCAAGGACUUCGCGGGUCGACUGGCCUCAGACCACGCGCAGCAGCACGCCGCGAUGCUGGCGCUGCUGGAGGCAACUGCCCGGGUGAAUCAGCGCAUGCUGGUGGCUGCACAGCGCAAUGACCUGAAGAAGGUAGCCAAGUGUUUGGGCGAACCUCGGCGUCAUUGA
This is a messenger RNA of Effrenium voratum, 570 nucleotides long. The record is from the annotation of a GenBank genome assembly. Lineage: Eukaryota; Dinophyceae; Suessiales; Symbiodiniaceae.